Molecule: messenger RNA, 951 nt
Organism: Anopheles marshallii
Lineage: Eukaryota; Metazoa; Arthropoda; Insecta; Diptera; Culicidae
Source: the annotation of a RefSeq genome assembly
UUGUUUUUUAUUGAUUGUUUAAUACCUUUAAUUGGAAGAUUAUUAUUAAUUAUUUGUGUUAUAGUAGGAGUAGCUUUUUUAACUUUAUUAGAACGUAAAGUUUUAGGUUAUAUUCAAAUUCGUAAGGGACCUAAUAAAGUAGGGUUUAAUGGGUUAUUGCAACCUUUUAGUGAUGCUGUAAAAUUAUUUACUAAGGAGCAAACAUAUCCAUUAUUAUCGAAUUAUAUUUCUUAUUAUUUUUCUCCUGUUUUUUCUUUAUUUUUAUCAUUAUUAAUUUGAUUAUGUAUUCCUUAUUUAAUUAAAUUAUAUUCUUUUAAUUUAGGAGUUUUAUUUUUUUUAUGUUGUACUAGUUUAGGUGUUUAUACAGUAAUAAUUGCUGGUUGAUCAUCUAAUUCAAAUUAUGCAUUAUUAGGGGGUUUACGAGCAGUUGCUCAAACUAUUUCUUAUGAAGUAAGAUUAGCUUUAAUUUUAUUAAGAUUUAUUUUUUUAGUGGGUAAUUAUAAUUUUUUAAAUUUUUUUAAUUAUCAAAAUUAUGUUUGGUUUAUUAUUUUUUGUUUUCCUUUAAGAUUAGUUUGAUUAGCUUCUUGUUUAGCUGAAACAAAUCGGACUCCUUUUGAUUUUGCUGAAGGUGAAUCAGAAUUAGUUUCUGGGUUUAAUGUAGAAUAUAGAAGAGGUGGAUUUGCAUUAAUUUUUUUAGCUGAAUAUUCUAGAAUCUUAUUUAUGAGUAUAUUAUUUGUAGUAAUUUUUUUAGGAAGAGAUAUUUAUAGUUAUAUAUUUUUUUUAAAAUUAACUUUUAUUUCUUUUAUUUUUAUUUGAGUACGAGGUACUUUACCUCGAUUUCGUUAUGAUAAAUUAAUAUAUUUAGCUUGAAAGAGUUUUUUACCUUUAUCUUUGAAUUAUUUAUUUUUUUUUAUUGGAUUAAAAAUUUUUUUUAUUUCUUUAUUAUUUUAA